CCCAAAGAUUGGGAGAGCAGCAUAAAAUUAGAAUCAGCCAGCUGAUUGCCCAGCAGGAUGUCGUCAACUAUCCAAGAACAGAGCCUGAAGGACCCUGAGAUUGCAAAACUCUUCUCCAAAGAAGAUCCAGGGAAGCGCUUCACAGAUCUCAGAAAAGUUGGCCAGGGAGGCUAUGGAACAGUGUUCUUUGCACGAGAUGUGCACACCUAUGACAUGGUGGCUAUCAAGAUAAUACCUUAUAGUGGAAAGAGGGCUAUGGAGAGUUGGCAGGGUAUUAUUAAGGAAGUCAGGUGCCUACGAACAUUAAAACAUCCCAACAUUGUAGAAUACAAAGGCUGCUAUUUACGUGAGCACAGAGCAUGGCUUGUAAUGGAAUAUUGUUCAGGAUCUGUUUCAGAUUUGCUGGAAUUUCCCAAAAUGCCAAUACAAGAAAUGGAAAUAGCAGCAAUUAUACACGGUGCUCUUCAGGGAUUAGCCUACUUACAUUCUCGUGCCAUGAUCCAUAGAGACAUCAAAGCAAGAAAUAUCCUUCUGACACCACGAGGCCAGGUGAAACUUGCUGACUUUGGAUUUGCUUCCAUGGCCUCUACUUCCAAGACUUUUGUGGGAACACCGCAUUGGAUGGCCCCAGAAAUAAUUUUAGGCAGGAAUGAAGAACAAUAUGAUAGCAAAGUAGAUGUAUGGUCUCUGGGGAUAACAUGUAUUGAAAUAGCGGAAAGGUUGCCUCCUUUAUUUGCUAUGAAUGCAAGGCAUGCCUUAUAUCUCAUUACCAGAAAUAACCCCCCUACACUACAGUCUAAUGAAUGGUCCAGUUCUUUUCACAACUUUGUAGAGGCUUGCCUCCAGAAAAACCCUGAAGAUCGCCCUACAUCAAAGACACUUUUAAAGCACCCAUUUCUUCUUCGGGAGCGCCCUACAACAGUGUUAACAGAUCUCCUUGAAAGGGCAAAGGAAGAAAAAAAAAGAGUCCUGGACAAUCUGCGCAAUCGAAAGACGAAGAAGGUCCUUUCCCAGGAGGCACAUAAAGGGCCAGCAGUAGGAGCACAGGAAGAAAAGGACCAAGAUCACGGUGUUGGACAGGCAGGAGCAGUGCACAAUAUUGGAAGUCAUCAGUCUGUUCCCCGUAUGUGCAGCAGGACCAGGAGUCAAAGCGGUGGGGUUGACAUUCUUCAGGAUGCCUCGGGUAACAAGGAUGAGCUACCCGUGAUGGAGGGAAUUGAAACAAUUACGUCUAAUGAUUCUGCCAUCCGUUCAAGACCUGUUACAAGGGAAAUGCCAGAACAUGAGCAGGAAAGUCAGCUCAGAGAACAAAUGUCUGGCUGUAAGAGAAUGACAGAGCAACAUCAGAAACAGCUCAUGAAUCUGGAAAAGAAGUUAAAGGCUGAGAUGGAUGAGCAUAGCCUCAGAUUAGAGAAAGACCUUGAAACUCAGCGUAACACCUUCGCUGUAAAAAUGAAGAAGCUUCUCAAGAAACACCAGGCGGCAGUGGAAAAAGAGGCUAAAGUGAUGUGCAAAAAGGUGAAAAAAUUUCAGCAACGUAUUCAGGCUGAGCAGAAGAAAGAACUGGAUAGCCUUUUGAAGACCCAGAAGAGAGAAUACAAACUUCGAAAGGAACAGCUUAAGGAGGAGCUGAAUGAAAACAAGAGCACCCCAAGAAAAGAAAAAGAGGAAUGGCUUUCAAAGCAGAAAGAGAACAUACAGCAUUUCCAAGAAGAGGAAAAGACCAAUCUUCUUCAGCAUCAGAGCCGGUACCUAGAGCUGCAAUGCCGUCGCUUCGAAAGAAAGCUGUUACUUGGGUGCCACAACUUGGAGCAGGACCUUGUCAGGGAGGAAUUAAAUAAAAGAAAGGAUCAAAAGGACUUAGAGCAUGCAAUGCUUCUGCAACAGCAUGAAUCCACACAAGAACUGGAGUUCCGCCACCUCAACACAGUGCAGAAGAUGCGCUGUGAGUUGAUGAGUCUGCAGCAUCAAACCGAGCUCACUGACCAGCUGGAGCGUAAUAAACGGAGAGAGCGAGAACUAAGGCGGAAGCAUGUCAUGCAGGUUCGACAGCAGCCGAAGAGUCUGAAGCCGCAUUUGGAUGAAGCACAGGAGGCAGAGUGCCAGGCUUUGAAAACGCAGCUGCAGCAGGAACUGGAGCUGCUGACUGAACUUCAGAGCAAGAUCAAAAUGCAGGCUGAGGCACAAGACGCUCAGGAGCUUCGGGAGCUUGAACAGAGGGUCUCCCUCCGCAAGGCACUCUUAAAACAACAGAUUGAAGAAGAGAAACUGACAUCACAGAAUGAGUGCACUGAAAGGAUACGAAGCCUGCUGGAGCGUCGAGCAAAAGAGAUGAAAGCUGUCGACUUUGAAAGCGAGGGACUAGGUUUUAGAAACAUCCAUUCUAACCUUGCCCCUGAAGCAUUCAGCCACAGCUCCCCCAGAGCUCCUCACAGGGGGCAUCCCAUAGGUGGCCUACCACAAGCCUGGGGCCAUCCAGUGCAAGGUGGGCCCAGCCAUGCAGGUCACCCUUCUGAGCCAAUGCAUGGGGUACCCCGAGGUAGCAGUAUGGGAGUUCGCAAUAGCCUUCGGGUUCUGAGGCGGACAGCUGCCGGAGGAUGUACGGAACACGGCAUGAACUGAAGCACCAGUGUCACUUGACAACUAUCCAAUGGGUCACACAUGUCUCACACGUAACUUAAUAUUUGAGAAUGGCGAGGAGGAGCCAAGAUGGUGCCGUGAGUAGGACAGCGGAAAUUUCCUCCCAAAAACAUAUAUAUUUUUGAAAAUACAACCAUUCCUAAAACAGAGACCAGAAGAUACAGUACAACAGCCAGGCUACAUCUACAUCUGCGAGAACCCAGUGCCUCGCGAAGGGGGUAAGAUACAAGCCGUGGCCAGGCAGGACCCGAGUGCCCCCCACCCCAGCUCCUGGCAGGAGGAGGAGAGUCAGAGCGGGGAGGGAGAGGGAGCCCAGGACUGCUAAAUACCCAGCCCUAGGCAUCCGCACCAGAGCACGGACACACAGUGCGUGGUGUGCUGGAUACUAGGGAAACUGAACAGUAAAACCUGCGAGCGGGUCCCCACAGCCAGCACACCUGGAACAAAAGAAAAGCAAGUGCUUUUUGAAGGUCUUCAAGGGACAGGGGCCUCACAGCUGGAUGGAGGCGUCCUAGCACACUCAGCCGAGCAGCUGGGAAUCCCGGGGAAGUCCAGGCGCCCCGACGCCCUGGGCGACAACGCAGCUCGGAGCCCCUCACAGUGAUAAACAGCCUCCCACCCAUUCCCCCUCUGGUGUGGCCCCACCAGCGCAGAGCAGCAGCCUAAAAGUGGCCACGCCCACAACAACCAUGCGGAGCUUACUCCACAGUAGCGGGGCAAGAGUCAGAGACCCGUCUGCACGCAGCUGCCCAGUAAAAGCCGCUGGGGGUCACCGUUCUCCCAGGAAAGGAAGGCCAGGAGCAAGUGGAAAGGGACUUUGAUCUCCCAGCAGACACACAUGCCAACUGCCUACGACUACCUCUAUCACCAUGAAAAGGCAGAAGAAUUUGAUACAGACCAGACUAACCCAGACAUCCUCCCCCGAGAGGGAAUCUGAGGAGAUAGAUUUAACCAAUCUUCCUGAAAAAGAAUUCAAAAUAAAGGUCAUAACCAUGCUGAUGGACUUGCAGAGAAAUAUGCAAGAGCUAAGGAGGGAGAAUACAGAAAUAAAAUAAUCUCUGGAAGGACUUAAAAGCUGAAUGGAUGAGAUGCAAGAGGCCAUUAAUGGAAUAGAAAUCAAUGAACAGGAAUGCAGAGAAGCUGACACAGAGAGAGAUAAAAGGAUCUCCAGGAAUGAAACAAUAUUGAGAGAACUGUGUGGCCAAUCAAAACGGAACAAUAUCCACAUUAUAGGGGUACCAGAAGAAGAGAGUAAAAAAGGGAUAGAGAGUAACUUUGAGGAAAUAAUUGCUGAAAACUUCCCCAAACUGGGGGAGGAAAUAGCCUCUCAGACCACUGAAGCACACAGAAUUCCCAACACAAGAGACCCAAGGAGGACAACACCAAGACACAUAAUAAUUAAAAUGGCAAAGAUCAAAGACAAGGACAGAAUAUUAAAGGCAGCCAGAGAGAGAAAAAAGGUCACCUACAAAGGAAAACCCAUCAGGUUAUCAUCAGACUUCUCAACAGAAACCUUACAGGCCAGAAGAGAAUGGCAUGAUAUAUUUAAUGCAAUGAAACAGAAGGGCCUUGAACCAAGGAUACUGUAUCCAGCACGAUUAUCAUUUAAAUUUGAAGGAGGGAUUAAACAAUUCCCAGACAAGCAAAAGUUGAGGGAAUUUGCCUCCCACAAACCACCUCUACAGGGUAUUUUAGAGGGACUGUGCUAGAUAGAAGGACUCCUAACACUAAACAGAUGUCACCAGAGAAAAUAAAAUCACAGCAAAGAAAGCGGACCAAUCAAAUACUAACUAAAGGCAAAAAAUAAAAUCAACUACCCAAAAAAGCAGUCAAAGGAAACACAAAAGAGCACACACACACACACACACACACACAUGAAAAAAAACACCUAACAUUCAAAGAAUGGAGGAGAAGGAAUAAGAAGGGAGAGAAAUAAAGAAUCAUCAGACUGUGUUUAUAAUAGCUUAUAAGUGAGUGAAGUUAGACAGUAAUGUAGUAAAAAAGCUAACCUUGAACCUUUGGUAACCAAAACCUAAAGCCUGCAAUCUCAGUAAGUGCAUAUCUUUCAAUAAUCACCCUAAAUGUAAAUGGACUGAAUGCACCAAUCAAAAGACACAGAGUAAUAGAAUGGAUAAAAAAGCAAGACCCAUCUAUAUGCUGCUUACAAGAGACUCACCUCAAACCCAAAGACAUGCACAGACUAAAAGUCAAGGGAUGGAGAAAGAUAUUUCAUGCAAACAAGGAGCAAAAAGCAGGUGUUGCAGUACUAGUGUCAGACUAAAUAGACUUCAAAACAAAGAAAGUCACAAGGACAUUACAUAAUGAUAAAGGUGUCAAUCCAACCAGAGGAUAUAACCAUUAUAAAUAUAUACACAC
Molecule: messenger RNA, 5016 nt
Organism: Manis pentadactyla (Chinese pangolin)
Lineage: Eukaryota; Metazoa; Chordata; Mammalia; Pholidota; Manidae
Product: serine/threonine-protein kinase TAO1-like
Biological process (GO): protein phosphorylation; execution phase of apoptosis
Molecular function (GO): protein kinase activity; ATP binding
Source: RefSeq, a predicted model, not a curated record